UAUCCUGUGAAGGCCUCAAUAUGUCCAAGCCUCGAAAAUCCCAUAAGGCCAUGGGGGAUGAGGAGUGGAUGUCCCGUCUGUGGCAGUUUGCCAGCACAGGUGUGUGGCCCUCUGAAGCUGGCAACAGACCUGCUCCUCGCCAGAAGAAGUGGUAUGACAUGUUUCAGAAGAUAAGUAAAUGUCCAAUGCAGGCCCAUGAACAGACGUCACUUUUUGGGGGUGUACCACACUGUCUUUGUGAAUUCCAUCUUCUUAAGGUAUGUAAUUCAGGCUUUUGUUGUGUUUUUCAAUUACACCCUGCCGUACUUUAAGUUUUGACAACCCCCCCCCCUUUUUUUUGGGGAACCAGUGAUCAAACAGCCUUCACAUCUGAUGCUGGCCCUACCCCGACCUCUGCCAAGACAGCCAGACAAUGUUCACUCAACAUAUCAGUGCCCUCGUCUGCCUCUUGCUGCAUGUCGUCUGAGAGUGCUGGUCCUUCAUUCCCUGUGACGGCCAGCACAUUGAGAACCAACCCUUCUCCUUAAGACUGUUUUAGAGCCAGCUCUUCUCCAUCAGAGACUCCAAGAGCCAACCUUUCUCCUGCAUCCUGUGUGUCAGCCAGUCCAUCUUCAGAGUCUAUGAGAGCCAGCCAUUUUCCAUCUGUCUUUGGAGAAUCAAGUACCUCUGCUGCCUUCACUGUUGCUUCAGCUUCUGCUACCCCAGCUGCUGGUGAUGAGUCUGGAUCUCUUUCUUCUUUGCCACUUGAAAUGAGGAAGACCAUUCCUUUGCAAGAUCAGAGGUGGAUUGCUUCUACGCUCUUUCAUGGUGGCAGACUUCGGCCAGACUUACAGCUCUGGUAUGAGCCUCCAGUCCCCUCCCUCAUCUACCACCAGGCUCCCACGCUGGACCGUUUCUUCACACAUGGGCUUUUUGUGUGGAUGCCCUAUCACCAGUGGAAGGUCAGACUGUUUUGUCCUGUCUGUGGGAAGCAGUUGACUGGCUAUGGCCUUUAUAAAAGGGCUUACAGGGUGCUGGACAUCAACAGGUAUUACCUGAUGGUGACAGAGACACUCAGGUGUACUGUGUGUUGUGUGAAUUACAUUUCCACAAGUCAGAAUGUCCUCAACCAGCUCAACUUGCCCCACCGGAGACUGUUCCGCCCAAUCUUGACACACACAUAUGCAUGUGACAUUCGUGUCAUACGCCUGAUGAGAGAGAGGACACUUGGAAAUAGCCCCACCACACUGGCCAAACAACUAAAGGAAAACCAUGGAGAGGAGUGGCUUAACUGCUUGGCACACUACAUGGAGGAGUGUGCGGCCUUCACAGAUCGCCCCAGCUUCUUCCCUGUUACUUUUCAGGAGCCACCAGAACCCAUUGAGGUGCCUACCAGCAAGUUGCUGCUGAGUGUUUAUGGGAAGGACAUCAUGAGCCGUCUGGAUCAUAUUAAGAUCACAAAGAAGCUGUCUGGCCAUGCCAAGGGCACUGCACAGUGGUUGUCCUCUGUUGGCAACGAGAGAGGAGAGAUCCUCAUCAGUGUCCUGACUGCCCAUGAAGGCCCUGGUCUGGACUCUAUGGUGUCAGGCCUGAUUAGCAGGUACCAGCAGGCAGGGGUGGCUCCUCCAGUGUUGCUGUAUGUGGAUCAUGACUGCUGUACAGAGAAGGGGCAGAGCAAGCUGCAGACCAGUUUCGAAGGAUGGCCUGACCUGAACAUCAGACUGGACAUCUGGCACUUUAUGCGGCGACUGGCGUCUGGGUGUACUACUCACACUCAUCCGCUCUACCCAAUCUUCAUGGCACGUCUGUCAGCAUGCAUCUUUGAGUGGGACCCACAGGAUGUUGCUCUAUUGCGGCGGGCAAAGAGAGAGCAGCUGGAGGAGGAAAGGCUGCCUAUCAUCACCGAUAACCUAGUGAGCAGGCGGAUUACAAAAAAUGAGCUGGCUCUGUACUGCCGUCGAAGGACUCGUGGAGUGGAGACCACAGUCCGGCUGAUCGAAUGCCUACUGCACGAGCUGAAGGAGGAAAAGGGAAGAGACCUUAAGGGUGUUCCUCUGCUAGACACAGAUGUGCCAGGGGUGUCUCUCUACACCGAGACAGGCACCACCACCAAGGGAGGGAUCAUGCUCACCAGGUACAGGUGUGUUAGGGGCUCCACAUCGCUGGAGUCUUUCCACUGCCACCUGCAAAGGUUCAUUCCAGGAAACAACGCAAACACACUGAAUUUUCAGCUGUAUCUCCUGGAAGGCCUGUGCAGGUGGAACCAGGAUCGGGAAGCAGCUUUCUUAACCUGCAAAUCAUCCUCUUUCUUCAACUACACAGGGGAGAUGGUUCACUAUGUAAACACAAACAGUCUGAAGGUGUUUGGGAGGAAAUAUUUUCCCAGCUUCCAGCCCCCUGCAAAGUACACUGGGGAGCUUAUCGGAGUGGACUACUUGCUUGCGCAGACUGGACAGCCAGUCCAGAGGGUGGACCCAGAUGAUGAUGAAACAGACCGGCUUCUGGAGGAAGUUGAUGUGGAUGACCAAGAUGAUGAAAGAUUUGAAGAGGAUCUAAGCAACGGUCCUAUCUUCAGCUCACUGGAAGACCACAUAACAGCUGUGGCCCAAAUUCACACGGCUGCUUCUUUCACUCUUCCCAUUUUUUCUCCCGCCCCACCAGCUGCAGCACCCUCUUCUCCACUAGCUGAAGUGCCCACCUCUGCCCUGCCAGCUGCCGCGCCCUCCUCUGCAGCACCCUCGUCUGCCCUGCCAGCUGCUGCGUCCUCUUCCACCCUGACAAGCACUGAUAUGUCUGCAGUUCUGCCUCAUAUCAGUGCUCCAGUUACUCCAACUCAAUUUACUGAGGAGAAUUUGGCUAUGGAUGAUCAAAAUGUGCCAGGGUUGGACCUGGUGGACAACCUGGCAGAAUACCUGGUGGAACUGAGGAAACAAACAGGUCUAACCCUCAGCACUCAACAGGUCAAUGAUAUUGUGGCCCUCUGGGAGAACCUGUUAGAUUUUGACAAGCAGCGGGUGGUAUUUGCUGCCAGACACCAGGAAAGGCUAACCACAGGAAGGCUUCGCUCUCCCAAGAAGAGAGCCAAGUGGCCAGAUAGUUGUCGGAUUGUGGACGCCAUUUUCAUCAGGCUGUGUAAGAUUUACAAAAGUCCAAGGAGGAAGGGCAAGGGAUCAGUGACAAGAUGGUCCAUGAUUCUGCAUGAUUAUCGCAUGAUCCGGCAGCUGAUCCUGAACAAUGGGGACAUCAUGCAGAGAACUAACUUGCAGCUGGUGGAGGUAAAUCAGACCACCUUGGUUCAGGGGCACAAUGAACGAGUGAGAAGGCAAGACCUGAGUCUCUUGCUUCAAGGCUGCUCGAUGCCUGAUCCUCUUCCUGUAGCUGCUGAGCCACUGCAACCUACCAGUUCUCAGCCAGCUGCACCAUCAUUCCAUGAACAAGGGGAAUUGCACACCUACAGCUUGCCACAGAACACCAUAGGGCAAGCAAGACUCAAGAGACGCCUAACAUCUGCGUCCCCCUCAAACCUACCUGACAUGGCCAGACCAAAGCAGAGAUUGCUGCUUCCUCACCCAGGCAUCAUGGGGCAGGCCAGUGCUGAUCCCAGCACUUCUAUCAUGCAUGGUCCCCAUACCUAA
Hemibagrus wyckioides is the source of this 3614-nucleotide messenger RNA. RefSeq lists its product as uncharacterized. The transcript has 11 exons. The coding region runs from base 621 to 3614 and encodes 997 amino acids. Lineage: Eukaryota; Metazoa; Chordata; Actinopteri; Siluriformes; Bagridae. The record is from RefSeq and is a predicted model, not a curated record.